Molecule: messenger RNA, 6436 nt
Organism: Hylaeus anthracinus
Lineage: Eukaryota; Metazoa; Arthropoda; Insecta; Hymenoptera; Colletidae
Product: acetyl-CoA carboxylase
Exons: 7
Coding region: 16-6057 (2013 amino acids)
Biological process (GO): fatty acid biosynthetic process
Molecular function (GO): ATP binding; metal ion binding; acetyl-CoA carboxylase activity
Source: RefSeq, a predicted model, not a curated record
CUACAAUUAUUAUUUAUGGUAAACGUCUUGAACAUUGUUCUCAGGCAGGUACAAACUGAGAUACCUGGAUCUCCUAUAUUUAUUAUGAAAUUGGCAAAGUGUGCUCGACAUUUGGAAGUUCAAUUAUUGGCAGACAAUUACGGUAACGCGAUCUCAUUGUUCGGUCGCGAUUGCUCUAUUCAGAGGAGGCAUCAAAAGAUUAUCGAAGAAGCUCCGGCUGUGAUUGCCAAACCUGAAGUUUUCGAGGAAAUGGAAAAGGCUGCUGUAAGAUUGGCCAAAAUGGUUGGAUAUGUCAGCGCAGGUACUGUUGAGUACCUUUACGACACGUCUGGAAAAUACUAUUUCUUGGAGUUGAACCCACGUCUUCAGGUGGAACACCCUUGCACGGAGAUGGUGUCAGAUGUUAACUUACCCGCGGCACAGCUUCAAAUCGCCAUGGGUUUACCGCUUCACCAUAUAAAAGAUAUUCGGCUUCUUUAUGGUGAAAGUCCGUGGGGCGAUAGUAUCAUCGACUUUGAUCAGCCGCAACAUAAACCUCAACCAUGGGGUCAUGUAAUUGCAGCAAGAAUUACUAGUGAAAAUCCUGACGAAGGUUUCAAGCCAAGCUCAGGUACUGUCCAAGAAUUAAACUUUAGGUCUUCGAAGAAUGUCUGGGGUUACUUCUCAGUAGGAGCUUCCGGUGGUCUUCACGAAUUUGCAGACUCGCAAUUUGGUCAUUGUUUCUCCUGGGGAGAGGAUCGUAAUCAAGCUAGAGAAAAUUUAGUUAUAGCUCUGAAGGAAUUAUGCAUCAGAGGUGAUUUUAGAACCACCGUCGAGUACCUGAUCACACUAUUAGAAACGGAAUCCUUCCAACAAAACACUAUAGACACAGCCUGGCUCGAUUUGUUGAUCGCUGAACGUGUUAGAAGCGAUAAACCGAAUGUACUGUUGGCUGUGACGUGUGGUGCGCUUCAUAUAGCUGAUAGAACUAUCACUGCCGCCUUUACUGGGUUCCAAACAGCCUUGGAAAAAGGUCAAAUACAAGCUAGCAAUGAUUUGGAGAAUGUUAUCGACGUUGAGCUCAUCAACGAUGGAUAUAAAUAUAAAGUACAGGCUGCCAAAUCCGGCCCCAAUAGUUACUUUCUUGUUAUGAAUGGUUCCUAUAAAGAAGUAGAAGUACAUCGAUUGUCGGACGGAGGCAUGCUGCUCUCUUUGGAUGGUGCUAGUUUCACAACUUACAUGAGGGAAGAAGUAGAUCGUUAUAGAAUCGUCAUAGGAAAUCAAACGUGUAUCUUCGAAAAGGACAACGACCCCUCUUUGCUGAGAUCGCCGUCAGCUGGAAAACUGGUUAGCUUCUUGGUCGAAGAUGGUGGUCAUGUUAACCCUGGACAAGCCUAUGCUGAAAUCGAAGUGAUGAAAAUGGUAAUGACGGUAACGGCAAGCGAAGCUGGCAGUGUUUUCUACGUUAAAAGACCAGGUGCCAUCCUCGAGGCCGGUACGUUGAUCGCUCAUUUGGAGUUGGACGAUCCAACAUUGGUGACAAAGGCUAUGGAAUACAUGGGUCAGUUCCCAGAAACUGAAGCUCCUGCAAUUUCGGAGAAAUUGAAUCAUCUUCACACCAAGUAUCGUGCUUCUUUGGAAAAUACCCUGGCGGGAUAUUGUUUGCCAGAUCCGUAUCAUUUGCCACGAGUUCGAGAACUUCUCGAGAAAUUUAUGAACUCCCUACGCGAUCCUAGUCUGCCUUUGCUCGAGAUCCAGGAGGUGAUCGCAACGAUAUCGGGUAGAAUUCCGAUUUCCGUCGAGAAAAAAAUAAGGAAACUAAUGUCACUUUAUGAAAGAAACAUCACCUCCGUUUUAGCGCAAUUUCCUAGCCAGCAAAUCGCUGCUGUGAUCGACGGGCACGCAGCUACUCUUUCGAAGCGAUCCGAUCGGGACGUCUUCUUCUUAACCACUCAAGCCAUAGUGCAGGUAGUACAAAGAUAUAGGAACGGAAUACGUGGUAGGAUGAAGACCGCCGUUCACGAACUUCUUCGACAGUACUACACGGUUGAGAGCCAAUUCCAACAAGGGCAUUACGAUAAGUGUGUUUCAGCUUUAAUAGAACAGUACAAAGACGACGUAGCUACGGUAACGGCUAUGAUCUUCAGUCACAAUCACGUUACGAAGAAGAACAUUCUGGUGACUAUGCUAAUCGACCACCUUUGGGCGAAUGAGCCUGGUCUUACGGACGAAUUGUCGAGCACAUUGACAGAGUUGACGAGCUUGAAUCGUACGGAACACAGUCGCGUCGCAUUGCGUGCCAGACAAGUCUUGAUCGCCGCUCAUCAGCCCGCCUACGAAUUGAGACACAAUCAAAUGGAAUCUAUAUUCUUGUCAGCUGUGGACAUGUACGGCCAUGAUUUUCAUCCAGAAAAUCUACAGAAGCUAAUCCUCUCUGAAACGUCUAUUUUUGAUAUUCUUCACGAUUUCUUUUAUCAUUCUAACCGUGCCGUUUGCAAUGCCGCCCUGGAGGUUUACGUUCGCAGAGCGUACAUCAGUUACGAGUUGACCUGCUUACAACACAUCGAAUUAUCCGGCGAGGUGCCGCUCGUACACUUCCAAUUCUUGUUGCCUAAUAAUCAUCCAAACCGUCAAAAUCAGUCUCCAGUUAACCACAGAAUCGGUGCUAUGGCAGCCUUCCAAGACUUUGAUCAAUUUGUCCGGUAUUCGGACGAAGUACUCGACCUGUUGGAGGAUCUAUCUACGCCCAUUUCAAUCUCUGCCAAGGUUUUGGACGCAGUAGAUGCGGCUGGAGGAAGCGAAUCGAGGCAUAGUACAUCUAUAAAUGUGUCAUUGAGUAUCGCGGAAACUAGUGGUCCAGUGGUGGAAAUCGGUGAGAGACCUGCGGAACCAGUACACGUUGUGAGCAUCGCCGUUCAGGAAAUGGACAAUUAUGACGAUGCUAUUAUGGCAAACUUAUAUGGCGGCUGGUGCGCAGCGAACAAAGACGAGUUGAUCGCAAGAGGUAUCAAAAGAAUCACGUUCGCUGCUCUAAAGAAACGACAGUUUCCAAAAUUCUUUACGUACCGUCAAAGGGACGGUUUCAUGGAGGAUAAGAUUUACCGCCACCUAGAGCCCGGUUGCGCGUUCCAAUUGGAGCUGAACAGGAUGAGAACAUACGAUCUUGAAGCUUUGCCUACCUCAAACCAAAAAAUGCAUCUCUAUCUCGGUCAUGCCAAGGUCGCCAAAGGGCAACAAGUCACCGAUUAUCGUUUCUUCAUUCGCUCGAUCAUCAGACAUUCCGAUCUGAUCACCAAAGAGGCUAGUUUCGAUUAUCUCCACAACGAGGGCGAACGCGUUUUGUUAGAAGCCAUGGACGAGUUAGAAGUCGCGUUCUCUCAUCCACUCGCGAAACGGACAGAGUGCAAUCACAUUUUCCUAAACUUUGUACCCACGGUUAUCAUGGACCCUGUGAGGAUAGAGGAAAGUGUGACCAGCAUGGUGCUCAGAUACGGUCCAAGGUUAUGGAAAUUGAGGGUACGCCAAGCUGAAAUCAAAAUGACGAUUCGUCCAUCCCCGGGGAAACCGACAUCCACUAUACGCUUGUACAUCGCCAACGACAGCGGUUACAGUAUAGAUUUACAUGUAUACACGGAGACGACCGACCCAAAGACUGGUGUUAUUCGCUUCGAGUCUUGUCCUUCGGCGACAGCAAACGUUGCCUGGAGACCAGGGCCUAUGCACGGUCUGCCGAUCUCCACGCCAUAUUUAACCAAAGAUUACCUUCAAGCGAAACGGUUUCAGGCACAAAGCGCUGGCACAACCUAUGUCUACGAUUUGCCAGACAUGUUCAGACAACAGACAGAGAAACUCUGGCUGAAGUACAUAGAAGAAAGACCAAAUGCCAACAUAAAUAUGCCAAAUCCCAUAAUGGACUACGUGGAAUUGGUGUUGGAGGGUGAUAAUCUAGUGGAACAAAAGCGUCUUCCCGGUGAGAACAAUGUUGGCAUGGUGGCUUGGAGGUUCCGAUUUUACACGCCGGAAUAUCCAGAGACUGGUCGUGACGUUAUAUUAAUUGCAAACGAUUUAACGCAUUUAAUUGGUUCCUUCGGCCCAAAAGAAGAUCUGGUGUUCUGUAGAGCAUCAGAAAAAGCUAGACAGCUUGGAAUACCACGGAUUUACUUCUCUGCGAACUCGGGUGCUCGUAUCGGUUUGGCAGAGGAAGUGAAAGCGUUGUUCAAAAUCGCUUGGGAGGACGAUAACGAACCAGAGAAAGGUUUUAAAUAUAUUUACCUCACGCCGGACGAUUACGCCCGUUUAGCGCCCGUAAAUUCCGUGAAGGCUUCGUUGAUCGAAGAUCGAGGAGAAUCUCGCUACAAAAUUACAGAUAUCAUCGGUAAGGACGACGGUCUUGGUGUGGAGAACUUAAAGUAUGCUGGUAUGAUCGCUGGUGAAACGUCCAGAGCAUACGAAGAAAUAGUCACGAUUUCCAUUGUAUCCUGUCGAGCUAUCGGUAUCGGAGCUUACCUAUUGCGUCUUGGACAGAGGGUCAUUCAAAUAGAGAACUCGCAUAUUAUCCUGACCGGUUACAAAGCGUUGAACGCGGUGUUGGGUCGUGAAGUAUACGCGAGCAACAAUCAACUGGGUGGUAUACAAAUUAUGCAUUACAAUGGUGUUUCGCAUACGACCGACGAAAGAGAUUUAGAUGGAGUUGAAACAGCUCUGAAAUGGUUGAGCUUCUGUCCUAAACACAAAGGUGCACCUCUUCCUAUAUUGCCAUCACCGAAUCCUGACUCGAUCGAUAGAGAGACCACUUAUGUUCCCACGAAGGCAGCCUACGAUCCAAGGUGGAUGCUCGAAGGGAGAAUCGUUCAAACUAAUGACAACACUUGGGAAAGUGGAUUCUUCGAUCGUGGUACUUGGCAGGAAAUAAUGAGACCUUGGGCGCAAACUGUAGUAACCGGACGUGCUAGGCUGGGUGGAAUACCAUGCGGUGUUAUCGCAGUAGAAACAAGGACCGUUGAAAUGCAUUUACCUGCUGAUCCUGCUAAUCUAGAUUCAGAGGCUAAAACCAUAUCUCAGGCAGGGCAAGUUUGGUUCCCUGAUAGCGCGUAUAAAACCGCGCAGGCUAUCAAAGAUUUUGGAAAAGAAGAGUUACCUCUUUUCAUCUUCGCCAAUUGGAGAGGAUUCUCUGGUGGAAUGAAAGACAUGUACGAGCAAAUCAUAAAAUUUGGUGCUUACAUUGUAGAUGGAUUAAGAGAAUAUACCAAACCGAUAUUUGUAUAUAUCCCACCAAAUGGAGAAUUGAGAGGUGGUUCGUGGGCGGUGGUUGAUCCAACCAUAAAUCCCAGAUACAUGGAAAUGUUUGCUGACAAUACAAGUAGAGGUGGAGUUCUGGAAGCUCAGGGAAUAGUUGAAAUCAAGUUUAGGAAUAAAGAUAUAAUUAAAGCUAUGCAUAGGGUGGAUACAGUAAUUCAAAAACUUAAAGAAAGAUUGGCCAGCGUGAAUACACCGGAGGACCGUACAGAAAUCGAAAAUCAAAUACGUAAGAGAGAACUAGAGCUAGAACCUAUAUAUCAUCAAGUCGCAGUACAUUUUGCAGACCUUCAUGAUACGCCUGAGAGAAUGUUCGAAAAGAACGCGAUUCACGAAAUUAUUCCAUGGCGAAAGGCACGAAAAUUACUUUACUGGCGACUGAGAAGAAGACUUUUGGAAGACGAGAUAAUUCAGGAGAUUCUUUCUAUUCAACCACGUCUCGAUGUCAGACAAGUCGGCGCGAUGUUGCGUAGAUGGUUCAUAGAAGACAAAGGUCCCACAGAGUCCUACUUGUGGGAUCAAGAUCAAGCGGCAACACAUUGGUUGGAGAGUCAACGUCAAAACGAAAACAGUGUCGUUUCGCGUAACAUUACUUGUGUGAAACAAGACGCAAUUGUUUCACAAGUAAAAGAAGCUCUCGAAGCCUGCCCAGAAGUGAGGUUAACCGCAAUUUUGGAAAUUGCUCACAGACUUCAGCCAGCGGAACGUGCAGAACUACACAGAACUUUAUCGCAAUUAGAAACGACAUCUCAGGAACUGAAUGAUUCAAGCGCUUCGUCCUAAAAUUUUGGAAAUAUCACAGAAUUUUCUGUCUAUCCACGUACCUGGUGUAUGCAACUCCGUUAGAAUUAAUUGUACAAACACUCGUUAUUUCAUCUUGUUAAUAGUAAAUUCUACGGGAAUUGUAGUAUAACUUCGAAAAGUUAAUAAUUGCUUCUAUCGAUGAUGUUACUUGAAGGUAGAAAGCAAAACGAACUCGUGCUUAGUAAGGUUCAACAGUGAUGCUAUCGAAUGUCAGACAGUGUUACUAUCGUUUCCUAAACUGUGGUAAACUAUGCCCAUGUUUAUAAGUGUAUUCAUAAAUAUAGAAAUUAUAUUAUAUAUAUGUAUGUAUUUAUAUGCAUAUAUAAAUAUAUAUAUAUAUAUAUAUAUAUAUAUUUAU